Messenger RNA from Cheilinus undulatus (humphead wrasse), 3488 nucleotides. It is a transcript of the gene muc13b, whose product is annotated as mucin 13b, cell surface associated. Gene Ontology annotation, molecular function: calcium ion binding. Bases 81 to 1958 code for a protein of 625 amino acids. The record is from RefSeq and is a predicted model, not a curated record. NCBI's taxonomy places the organism in Eukaryota, Metazoa, Chordata, Actinopteri, Labriformes, Labridae. The transcript is spliced from 12 exons.
UAGCGGACUGACAGGUCGUCAGCUCAGCUCUCAUUGACUUUUUUUCCUGUGUGGCAUUUAAUCCAUCGUUUUUUGUUCCCAUGGCUCAAGUCUUCAAACUCCUGGUGGUGCUUUGGCUUUUCACAGCCUGUCUUGGAGACUUACUUGCUACAGAAGGUGGGGGUGACACACCAACAGAAAAACCAACCACAGCUGCUCCCGUUGACCCACCAACGGAAAAACCAACCACAGCCGCUCCCGUUGACCCACCAACGGAAAAACCUACCACAGCCGCUCCCGUUGACCCACCAACGGAAAAACCAACCACAGCCGCUCCCGUUGACCCACCAACGGAAAAACCAACCACAGCCGCUCCCGUUGACCCACCAACGGAAAAACCAACCACAGCCGCUCCCGUUGACCCACCAACGGAAAAACCAACCACAGCCGCUCCCGUUGACCCACCAACGGAAAAACCAACCACAGCCGCUCCCGUUGACCCACCAACGGAAAAACCAACCACAGCCGCUCCCGUUGACCCACCAACUGAAAAACCAACUACAGCCGCUCCCGUUGACCCACCAACGGAAAAACCAACCACAGCCGCUCCCGUUGACCCACCAACGGAAAAACCAACCACAGCUGCUCCCGUUGACCCACCAACAGAAAAACCAACCACAGGUGCUUCCGUUGACCCACCAACGGAAAAACCAACCACAGCUGCUCCCGUUGACCCACCAACAGAAAAACCAACAACAAAACCUGAACCAAACCCUUGCGAGUCAAACCCAUGUGGCAUUGGCAGCACCUGUGUACCUCGGUUCGAUGAAAACUUUGAUUGCCUGUGUUCACCUGGUUAUGUCUACAAUGGAGACAGAAAGACUUGUGAGGGUGCUAAGGUUUUCCCUGGAGAACUGACCCUGACACAAAACUACGAAAAUGAAAUGGAAGAUCCACGAUCAGAAAUAUUUUUAACUCUCUCACAAACCAUUAUUUCUGAGCUGGAAAAGGUUUUUCAAGAAACUGAUGGCUACACUACUUCUACGGUGCAGAAACUGCUGCCCACAAGUAAUGCCAUAGAUGGGUCCAGAAACGAGAGGGGGGUCCUGGCUCAAGUGGAGAACAUAUUCGAGGCAGGAUCAAAAUUGGAAACAACUGAAGUUACAGAAGCAUUUAAAAAUGGGAUUGAAGACUUAGCUGACGACUCCGUGCUGAAAGAAGCAAAACUUGAAGCGAAAAAUCUGUGUGAUACAAAUUCCUGUGAUGGGGACACCACUACAUGUGAAGCCAGUGCUGGAUCUUUUACCUGUGAGUGUAAAAAAGGGUACAUCAAGACGGCCUACAGCGACAGAGUGUGCAUCGCUUGUCCCAGUGGGAAAAAACCUGAGAAAGACAGUUGUGUCAAUUGUCCCUAUGGUUAUUCUGGCUUUAACUGCAAUGAAUCAUGGAAAUUUGUGCUAACAAUUGUUGGGUCUGUGCUUGGGGGACUGCUGCUCAUCUCAGUCAUUGGUAUGAUUGUACUGGCAAGCAGACCUACCAAGAAGAAGUCCAAGAAAAACAAAGAAAAAGACACUGGGAAAGGGAAUGUCAGCAACUUUUCUGCAAAAGCACCAUUAGUCAACGGCAGCUCAACCAACAGCCAAGCAGCCUCUUUGAAUGGUACAACCAGUACUUUUGCCGGGGUGCCUAAAAUCCCAAGGGCUAUGACCUCAAGUGGCAUCGACCGCAGGACCAACCUGGAGAUGACUCCCAGCAACAGCCGGCAAAAUCUAGUCUCUGCUGGGAAGAACCAGCAGCUCUAUGACGACCCUGACGACAUAAACCCAUACGCUCAGGCUCGAUCCCAGACUAACCCCUACGCUCAGGCUCGAUCCCAGACUAACCCCUACGCCCAGAAUCGACCUCAGAACCCGUACUCCUCCAACCAGGGAAAUACCAACUUUAACUACAUCCAUGACAAUGGGAGACGGUUAUAUUAAUAAGUAACAGAAAAUGGACUUCCAUCCAGAUCAAAAACUUGGAGACAUUUUAACUGACCCAAAUAAAUACACCAUAAAUUCACCAUUAUGUCAAGAGUUAUGCAUAUUGAAGGAGUGGUUAAUUCAAUUGUUCCUACAGUAAUGUGCUUUCAACACAUUGACCUGCAUAGUUUGAAUUAAAUUGUGGCCAAUUAUAAGCUGCCCACUUUCAUUUUUGUUUCCAUUAUGAAAGUUUGGGAUAUGGGGUAGACUGCAAGUCUGUUCAAAUGUUUAAGUCACUUUCAGUACCAAAGACGUCAGAUUUCACGGAUCAUGAUAAAACACAUGGGCCAGAAUCUAUAAGAUAAAACUCAUCGUUUGACCAAUUACUGCCCUGCUCGUUGGUGAAUGUAGUAGUUAUGACAUUAUAUCAAAUGUUAAUGUUGAGUUAUAAUGUCAAACUAAUUUUAUUAUGAGACGAGCUUCUUUUGGUCCGAUCAAAUUUUUAUCUAUCUAUCUAUCUAUCUAUCUAUCUAUCUAUCUAUCUAUCUAUUGUUUUGUGUAAAAUGUUUACCAUGAAAAUUGUUUGUUGUUCUUUUUUGUAUUACUGACUAUAUAUAUUAAGUCAACUGUCAUUUUUUAUUGCCACUAAAUUAUUGUAUAAUGCUAAUGAAACAAAGAUCUAAGAAAUUUCAGUUCAGUGUUCAAUCCAUAAAUAUGUAUUAAUACAAAAGAAUGAAUUGAGUUUUUAUUUAUUUAUUUACAAUUUUUAUUAGAUUUUGAUUUGAACACAUCAUACAUUGUUUUGCAGCAAACACUGCAAGCAAAAGUGUAUUUAAACAUAGAGCAGCUGCUGCUUUAAGGUAGUUACAGCAUUUUAAGAUUCCUUUCUCUUACCCCCCAAUAACCCACCCAACCCUCCUUCAAUCCCACCCAUCCUUCUCCCCACCCAGCUGUCCCCUGAAGUCAAGAUUCUAUACAUGAGAACACAUCAAUGUUUCUAAAUUACUAUAUGAGUUACUAAGGGUUGUAAAAACUGCAUAACUGCUUCAUUCAUUCAUCUUCAUUCAGUGGUACUUGUAGGCUAUCAUAGAACUCUAAAAAUGGAGUCCAAGUCUUCCUAAAACUCUGUAAGGAGCCUUUUAGGGUGUAUUUAAUUUUUUCAAGCUUUACGAAAUACAUAGUGUCCUUGAAUUGAUUUUUUAAAAUUUAACCUAUACUUUACCAGGAAAAAAAACUUGCUCAAGAUAAUCCUAGCCAAGUCAGGCAGCAACACAUUCGAAUUAUAUUUUUUUGUCCACGUUUCAGCUCAUAGAAAUUUCAUUGGACAAUUAUACAUUAGAAGCAAGUAGCGGGGAGAGAGCUUGGUCUUGGGUGGGGGCUCAGCAGUAUAUUAGAGUGUCAUCAGCAUAAAAAUGAAAAUAAGUAUUACACUUGUUUGGAUUGAUGUCAUUUAUAGAAAGAAUGAACAGGAAUGGCCACAGGUAGGACCACUGAGGCACACCUUUGUUUAAAGUUAGUGAGCUCGAAGUAAACCUCAUGCCUGCAAAC